UACUAUUGGCUUAUAAAUCCUCAUUAGUCAUUACUCCCUACUUAUUACUAGUCAUUCCUCGUCGCUCUUUGAAAUCCGCCGACCGAAAUUAUCUUCUUGUCCUUCCCUCCUUUCUUAGUCCCCAUCUGCCUCUACUGAAACUAUGAUUAGCCGUUCCAGAAGAACUCUAUAUGUCGGUAAUCUCCCAGGGGAUAUCAGAGAGAGGGAGGUUGAAGAUUUGUUUUACAAGUAUGGACGCAUUGCUCAUAUUGAAUUGAAAAUUCCGCCAAGACCUCCGGGUUAUGCGUUUGUUGAGUUUGAGGAGGUCCGUGAUGCUCAAGAUGCUAUUGAUGGUCGGGAUGGCUAUGAUUUUGAUGGGCAUCGACUAAGGGUUGAGCUUGCUCAUGGUGGGCGUGGAAACUCUUCAUUGACGGACCGCUAUAGUAGUCAUAGUGCAGGACGUCGUGGUAUAUCCAAACAUACUGAGUUUCGUGUGUUGAUAACUGGAUUGCCUUCUUCUGCUUCUUGGCAAGACUUAAAGGAUCACAUGCGCAAGGCAGGAGAUGUUUGCUUUUCCCAAGUCUUCAGUGAUGGUGGUGGGACCACAGGGGUUGUUGAUUAUACAAACUAUGAUGACAUGAAGAAAGCUAUCAGGAAGCUUGAUGACUCGGAAUUUCGCAAUGCAUUUUCUCGGGCAUUUGUUCGUGUGAAGGAAUAUAAAGGUAGUCGUAGUCCGCCGUCAAGGAGUAGGAGCAGAAGCUGCAGCCGAAGCCGUGGUCGAAGUUAUAGUAGUAGUAGAAGUCGAAGCAAGUCUCCAAAGAAGGCCUCACGCCUAUCACCUGCUAAACCCCGUUCCCGAUCUUUAUCAUCUCGAUCUAGAUCAAGGUCUCGUUUGUUGUCAAGAUCACGAUCAAGAUCCAGUUCGCCAGUGCCAUCUCGUAAGAAAGUACCGAGCAGAAGUCCCAAGGAAAGUAGCCCCAGUCCCCGUAGGGAUCGUAGCAGAAGCCCGAGCAAGAGCCCGAUCAGAAGCGGGAGUAAGAGCAGGAGCCGGAGCAGGAGCAGGAGUCCAUCAAGGCACGAGUCCACUUGACAAUGCUUCGUAUUCUUGCUUCUGUGGCACUUCUGCAGAUUCAUGUUCUAAUCACUACAAUAUCUUGGGAAAUUUGUGAUUACAGAGUCCCAGUCUCCCUCCCGCCGUCCCCUUUUUUUCAUUCUCUCUCUAAGUUCUAAAUUCUUGAAAACCUAAGCCUAAGCCCGCCGGCAGCCAACGUCGACGCCUCACGCUACUCCUCUCCAGCCGGUCCAACCGUCCAAAUGUCAAACCCAGAAAUUGAUAGUGCUGGAACAGAGACCUAAACGGCCUCUAAAGCAACCAUUGGCACUGUUCGAAAGCGGAUGAAGAUCGUUCCGGCGUAUGGGAUCACUUCUUAAAGAUUGAAACAGAAUCUGGAAUGCAAGCCAAAUGCAAAUACUGUGCAAUUCAAUACAAAUACAAUAGUAAGAGGAAUGGAACAAGCACUUUGUGGGCACACAUUUCAAAGUGUCUUAAUGGUGAUGAACUCGAUUCUUGUCGACGUCUCAAUGUGAAUGGUGAAGAAGAAGCAAGAUGACGGCGUGAAGAUUGAAGAAGAUGGGAGUCUGCCGUCUGGACGAAUUUGAAGAUGCAAGCAGCAGCUGCCAGCCAGGAAGAAUGAAGAUGAAGAUUGAAGAUUGAAGACGGGAUUUCAGAAUCAUAAAUCAGAAGGCCCAAGGCACAAGGUGCUGCAGCAGUGAUGGGGUACAGCCACGAGGAGCCGGUGAGGGAGAUUGCGCAAGGCAUGCUCGUCGGCACAUAGUUCCAGCACUUCAUACCGGAAGUCGCUGCGGAGUCUUCACCGGUUACCGCCGAUACGCACGUCUCAUCUCCUGCUUAUGACUAUCAUUUGGAGGAGAUGGACCUUAUAUACCUCGUUGACGUUGCGGGAACCUCGCAAGUUGGGCCAUCGCAACCAUCAUAGUACCAGUCCUCUCCUCUGCCAGAGCGACACCCGAACGCCUCAUACUACAGUAGGAGGCAUAGGAGACCAACUCAGUUGGAUAUGGUAGAUAAGGGUCAUGAGCGUUAGCAUUUCGUUUGUGUAUUUGGAUUGACUAUAUAUAUAUAUAUGUGUGUGUGUGUGUGUUUAUUUGGUUGUAUAUUUUAAACAUUUGUAUAUAUUUAGUUGUAUAUAUAUGUUUAUUUACUUUAUCAUAACCUCCAAGCUUUAACUUACGAAUGUUUGGAGUUUUGGCGACAAAUUAUCCCGCCUGAAACAUACAUUGACUUGUAAUAACUUAUUCUAAUGUCUCUAAUGCAAAUAUAACAAAUAACAACUCAAUAAUUAGGAAAAAAAUAUAAAGUAAAGUAACUGUUCGCAGUUAGUGUCAAAACAAGUCAAACAGCUGUUCACAGUUAGUAACUGCGAACAACUAUUUUGUCUUUUUUGACCUGUUCGCAGGUAGUAACUGCGAACAGCUCCAAACCUUUGGUUUAGAAUUUUCACGCUUACUUUUGGAAAUAAGUUUAAAAUUAUCUUAUUUGGUUCAUUUUAAAUUUUCAAUCAAUCAUAUACUUUUUGAACAUCUAACAAAAAUGUGUUUGAUUUAGUUUGUCCUAAUUCUUAUGGUUGGAAACUUCGUGCUCAAUAAAAGAAUAGUGUUGUAUCUUUGUGGACCAUAGUGACUUAUAAAGGUCCACAUACAUCUACUUGUGUUAGUGACAACAAUAAUUUGGUGUGCGCCAGUUAAAUUCAUCUACAUGAUGGGGGUUUUCCAAAUGGCUAUGCUACACCAACAUGGCAGAGGUUUUCAAUGGUGUCAUGAAAGGUGCUAGAUUCUUACCUGUUGCAGCUAUUGUUGAACUUACUUUUUAUCGUGUGAACAAGUGGUUUGUAAAGAAAAGGGAGAUUGUUAGACAACGACUUGCUUCUAAUUAUACGUACACUCCCUACAUUGAGAGAAAAAUAGAGGCAAACAGGUGUAAGGCAAGAUAUCACAAUGUAGAGCCAUAUGACAUAACCAAUGGGAAAUAUGAAGACACAACCAGUAAAAGAUGAACGAAUAGAACGCAAAGGCAGGAAGCGUUACACUGUUAACUUUUCAAACCGCACUUGUACAAGUAAAAAGGUUCGGGUAUUUCACUAUCCAUGUU
Molecule: messenger RNA, 3148 nt
Organism: Amaranthus tricolor (Joseph's coat)
Lineage: Eukaryota; Viridiplantae; Streptophyta; Magnoliopsida; Caryophyllales; Amaranthaceae
Product: serine/arginine-rich-splicing factor SR34-like
Exons: 17
Coding region: 143-1069 (308 amino acids)
Cellular component (GO): cytoplasm; nucleus; ribonucleoprotein complex
Molecular function (GO): mRNA binding
Source: RefSeq, a predicted model, not a curated record